ACCACUGCAUUGGAAUGUUUAUUAAGUAUAAGACUAAAGAACCAGUAUAAAGAUGGAAGAAGAAUCCUAUAAAAGAUUACUCACCAAAGGUUUCAAUAAUCAGAAGCAUUCUGGCAUUCAACAUGCAAAUAUCUAUUUUUUACCUUUUGAUUACUUUAACUAUCACAUCUGUGGCAGCAGAUGUUGAUAGCAAAAAAGUAGAUGUUCGAUUACCGGUUCACAAGCCAGACGAGUCUGACGAUAGGAAUCCUGAGAAUGUGAAUGUGCUUUUAACGACACUCUUUGAAAUGCAUCAUAAUCUUCUCGCACAAAUAAGCGUCUUGGAAGAUAAGCUAAAAACUUCUUCAUUGCCAACAACUGAAAAAUCAGAUAUAAAACACAUGGUUGAGCAUUAUACGGCACAGAAAAAUAACAUAGAAUUGAGUAUUCAACUAAUUCAAUCGAAUGAAGGUCUUGAUAUGUCUAGAUCACGGCGGCGGGGUGGUGGUGAGAAUGAAUCUUCUAUAGAAACUAAAAGCAUUCCGCUUUUUAUGAAUUUUUUUAAGCGAAAUCGAAAUCCAACUUCCGAUCAGACAAAUCCAAAUAUCGGCUACUCUCUAGCAUACCCGCAGCCAAUUUAUGAGGUUCCGUCCCAGCCCCAGGUGCAGACUCAACCUCAGGCCCAGUCCCAAUCGACACCAACAUUUGUUUAUCAAGCCCCAUCCCCAAUAUCAGUUCCAAGUCAACAGGCUAACCAACAGUUUGUAGCCACUUCUCAGCCUCAGUAUCAGGCCCAAUAUCAGCCUCAGUACCAACCUCAGCCCCAGUUUCAGGUACAAUCCGAGCCCCAGCAAAUUGUUCAGGUGGACCAGCAAUAUGUGCCUGGACCUCAAGUAGCACUCUAUUCACAAGUUCAAGAAACAUUGCCAGAAUCUCAAUAUCAUCGUCAACCUCCUCAACUUAAUGAACAAUUCCCGCUGGAACAACAAUAUUUGCCACAGCAACAGCUUGACUUCGAAACUGUUUUCAGGCCUUCAAACGUUCCAGUAAGACGACCUCAAGUUUCAGAAUCUGAUACACAGCGCUAUCAACAGCAGGGCUCUUUCGGACAGAAAGAAGGUAUUUUUGUUUACUAUCCAAACGGUUUGAUUACAAACGAUAAAGAGCGUCCAACAAUUGCAAAUCGUGUUGGCCAAGCAUUCGAUCGUUUUGGCCAAGUCAUAUCAAAUUUAGGCAACUGGCAACUAACAGCCAAUCCAACAACUGAAACCGGACUUAGUUCGAAUGCAACAAGAUUGGACAGUUCAUCAUUAUCAAUAAAAGGUAGUAAAGUAACUAAUACGAAAAUUUCUAGUCAAAAGAAACCGAAAAAGCCAAUCGAUGAUAAAAAGAAGCCAAAACUAGAAGGCGAAACCAAAGAAGAAAAAUAAAUAAAAACAAAUAUAUUUUUGUAAGAACUUCGGUGAAAGGAUAAGCGAAAGCUGUUAAAAAUGUCUGUAAUUUUUAAUAAAAGAAAAAGGCCUUUGUUCAAUAUUAAAUUCUAUUGAUUAAAUAAAAUAUGGGUAAGUACA
Molecule: messenger RNA, 1550 nt
Organism: Eupeodes corollae
Lineage: Eukaryota; Metazoa; Arthropoda; Insecta; Diptera; Syrphidae
Product: pinin-like
Exons: 2
Coding region: 123-1409 (428 amino acids)
Source: RefSeq, a predicted model, not a curated record